AACAGGAAGAUACAGUUUUAAGCACAGGAUGCUCUUCCUUUAGAGCACCUCAGCAUCGAAUUGAAGUGCUCAGAGGCUUUUAAGAGGGCGUGCCAGUCCCUCACCGCCAGUAAACAUGGAGGAGUGCAUGAGGCUAUGGCCAAGUUUAAUGAUAGGUGCCAAACCAAUGUCAAACCGCUAGGGUAUGUGACCCCAAUUAACCGCUGUAGACAAUUUUUGUGAUUAAUGAACAGCUAGCUCAGGGUUUCCCAAACUCGGUCCUGGACAAUUUUUGUGAUUAAUGAACAGCUAGCUCAGGGUUUCCCAAACUCGGUCCUGGCCCAUUAUCUUUCAAUAUAAUGGAAAAUCCCCAACUUGGAAACAACAUGCUGUCAGACAAUGCCAUCAAUAUGCUGUUGCGUACCAGUGAAUUAAAUGUGUAGGGAACCACUUGUCCAAGGCCAGGCAACCCUACUCCUGAAUUCAUGUUUUUGUUUUAACCAACAUGGAAGACCAGGUGUGACUGAUCAAUUAGCUCAGUUGGUCUGGUGUGGUGCCGAGUUGGGACAAAAUCCUCCAUUAUCUGUGGCACUUUGGGAACAGGGUGAUCUACCCCUGCACUAUAUUUAUAUUGGUUUAUAAACUAAUGUGAUAGACAUCCCUGUCAGAGUGGUUAAUUGUCCACUUCUGCUUUCUGGUGAAUUUUUCAAACUUUUUCCCAAGACAAAGAUCUGACUUCAACUCUGGUCUUACUUUGCUUCAAUAAGGUAACGAUCAGGACCCUCCGCUAAGACCUUUUUCAGUUGAUUGUUACACAUUUGUAUAUCACAUCUUUCUAUUAAAAAUAUUUAUUUGAUGAAGUUAUCGAAUCUGGUCUCCUCGAUUCCUCAUGCAAUCAUUUGUGUUUUAUGACAGGGCUUCUGAUAUUUGUGUUUUAUGACAGGGCUUCUGAUAUUUGUGUUUUAUGACAGGGCUUCUGAUAUUUGUGUUUUAUGACAGGGCUUCUGAUAUUUGUGUUUUAUGACAGGGCUUCUGAUAUUUGUGUUUUAUGACAGGGCUUUUGAUAUUUGUGUUUUAUGACAGGGCUUCUGAUAUUUGUGUUUUAUGACAGGGCUUCUGAUAUUUGUGUUUUAUGACAGGGCUUCUGAUAUUUGUGGAAUUAACCCUCCCCCUCUUUUUUUGUCAACAAGGAGUUUUCUGAUUGGUUUCUUGCCCUGCGUGCUCCUUGCCUUGCAUGAUCCCUGCUUUGGAGAGAUGGUCACGUUGACGAUGCCAAAGCGAUUCAGAUCUGGUGCAUAGCCAUUCUAUUAGCAGACGUUAAAUCUGGUAGUCUGUUGCUCGUUCCAGGCGCGCUGAAUGGACACUAAAAAGACCGUAAACAUUUCCAACUAUUGAAGGAUGUCGGGGAUCACAGUGAAUUCGGAUUGUGGAGAAUGUUCACCCCCUUCGCAUGAGCCUUGCACCACGGAAUUACACCCAUACUCUAGCAUCGAUGACGAUGAUGAACUUCUGAAGUAUAUUUGGAGGGAAUAUUUGCAUCCUAAGCAAUAUGAAUGGGUUCUUAUUGUAGGAUACAUAAUUGUUUUUUUUGUUUCUCUCAUUGGAAACACACUAGUUUGUUUUGCAGUGUGGAAAAACCAUCACAUGCGCACAGUGACCAACUGUUUCAUUGUGAAUCUCUCCUUUGCUGAUGUCCUGGUCACCAUCACCUGUCUCCCGGCAAGUCUUGUGGUAGACAUUACAGAAACAUGGUUCUUUGGAAACACUCUUUGUAAAAUACUGCCUUACUUACAGACAAUCUCCGUAUCUGUGUCAGUCUUGACUCUGAGCUGCAUUGCUCUCGACCGCUGGUACGCAAUCUGCCACCCGCUGAUGUUCAAAAGCACGGCCAGGCGUGCCCGCAAGAGUAUCCUCCUCAUCUGGGGGGUUUCCUGUAUCAUCAUGAUCCCCCAGGCCAUCGUGAUGGAGUGCAGCAGCCUGCUCCCUGAGCUCACCAACAAAACCAGCCUUUUCACUGUGUGUGAAGAGCGCUGGGGAGCUGAUGUCUACCCCAAGGUGUAUCACACCUGUUUCUUCAUCGUCACAUACUUCGCUCCCCUCUGUCUGAUGGUUCUGGCAUACAUCCAGAUAUGUCAUAAACUGUGGUGUCAACAGAUUCCUGGGACGUCAUCUGUGCUACAGAGGAAGCGGAUGCCCCUCCAGGGUUCCACUUAUUCUCCAGGUCCUGGGGAGUCAGCCAGGGUCCGGACCAGCACAGUGUCCGCUGAGAUCAAACAGGUCCGGGCCCGCAGGAAGACAGCCCGCAUGCUGAUGGUGGUCCUCUUUGUCUUUGCCCUCUGCUACCUGCCCAUCAGUGUACUCAACAUAAUGAAAAGAGUGUUUGGGACGUUUAAGUACACAAACAGCAGAGAGACUGUAUACGCCUGGUUCACGUUCUCACAUUGGCUGAUAUAUGCCAACAGUGCUGCAAAUCCAAUCAUCUAUAACUUUUUAAGUGGGAAGUUUCGAGCGGAAUUCAAAGCAGCAUUUUCCUGUUGCUCUUUUGGCCGAUGUCAGAACCAAACAGAGGGCCUAAGGAGAAGAAUAAACACCGACAGCCGUAAAUCCUUGUCCACUCAAGUCAACAACAUGGACAAUGUCUCACGGAUAUCUGACCAUGUGGUUUAAUCCUAUACUGGGGCAUGCUGGGAGAUCUUAUAAUUGCACCAUGCCACCCAGGACACACUGGCAUUCACUGUCUCCAUGAUACAAAGGUCACGAAUAGAACACAUUGUAAACGUCAAGCUUUUAAUAACAGACAUCUUGAAUAGACCACAUACUCUGACUGGACUGAAAGCACUCAAUAUCCACCAACCUGUGUGACAGCAAAUCCCUCCCCUGCUGGAACUUCUACCCAGGGGAAGAGAAGUGAUUUGAAUGAGUCGUGUCUGUUACAGAUGGAUAACCGUUCUAUUGGCUCCAGUCUUUGGUUCUCAUCCCACCAGAGGCAGGAAUUAGCACCCCAUGGUGUUGUACACCUCACCAGAAAGCACAGACUGAAGGAUGAAUCACAAUGCAAAGAUUAAACCCUAUCAACGUUUAUUAUCAAAGCUUCUUAAAUCUGAAGAUGGAUUACAAAAUAACAAUUUGUUUGUUAAUUAGCCACAAUAGUGUACUACGUGUGUA
Messenger RNA from Oncorhynchus nerka (sockeye salmon), 3144 nucleotides. RefSeq names its product hypocretin (orexin) receptor 2 (gene hcrtr2). Bases 1378 to 2646 code for a protein of 422 amino acids. Gene Ontology annotation, cellular component: membrane. Gene Ontology annotation, biological process: G protein-coupled receptor signaling pathway; feeding behavior; circadian sleep/wake cycle process. Lineage: Eukaryota; Metazoa; Chordata; Actinopteri; Salmoniformes; Salmonidae. Gene Ontology annotation, molecular function: orexin receptor activity. The record is from RefSeq and is a predicted model, not a curated record. The transcript is spliced from 7 exons.